AUGGCAUCAUCCAAGGUUUUGUGUAGGUUGUCGUCUCGGUUACAGACACUUGCUCACAACAACUUCGCUAAACCCUCUCUUUCUCUUCAUCCUAAUCCUCUUUUUCUCUCUUCGCGCCGCCUUUCUCGCACUCUCCGGUUACCGGUGGAGUUGGGAAGCUUGGAAUCAAUGAUGCCGUUUCAUAGCGCGGUGGCUUCAGCUCGAUUAGUGUCAAGCUUGCCUGUUGAGUCUAUGGGUUGGGGCUUAGUUCCUCAAGGUAUUUCCAUGCCUUUAUGA
Sphenostylis stenocarpa is the source of this 276-nucleotide messenger RNA. Lineage: Eukaryota; Viridiplantae; Streptophyta; Magnoliopsida; Fabales; Fabaceae. The record is from the annotation of a GenBank genome assembly.